GUUUUUGAAGAAACACGAACGCUUACGCGUAGCCAAAAACCCCUCUUCCUCCUCAAUCAUGAACCGGCAGUACAAAAUGAAUAAUUGCAUCAUGAAUAUUAGGCCAGUGCAUCACAGCUAGUGCCAAUUUUAGCCAGAACAUCAUCGCUAGUGCCUGGGUCCUCAUCUCUCUCUCUCUCUCUCUCAACUUGAAUACCGAGCCAAAGUUACAAGAUGCAGAUUAUCAUAAAGGAAUCAUCCAUGGUGCUGCCGAACCAGGACACACCAAACCACCGGCUAGAGGUCACUAACCUGGACCUGUUUCAUGCAAAAUAUCAUGUCCCUUUGCUGUUCUUAUACAAGCCAAAUGGAUCUUCCAAUUUCUUUGAAGUUAAAGGGCUCAAGGAGGCACUGAGCAAAGUUCUUGUGUCAUUUUACCCUGUAGCUGGGAGAUUGGCAAGGGAUGCGAAUGGAAGAAUUGAGAUAAAUUGUAAUGGAGAAGGGGUUUUAUUCAUUGAGGCUGAGACAGAUUCUGCUAUGGGUGACUUUGCUGAUUUCAAGCCCAGCGACGAACUUCGACAGCUUAUUCCUACCGUUGACUCUAGUGACAUCUUUUCUUACCCGCUCCUCGUUUUACAGGUAACCAGAUUCACAUGCGGUGGAGUGUGCCUCGGAGUUGGAUGGCAUCAUACUCUGGCAGAUGGGACCGGAUGUCUUCAUUUCAUCACCACAUGGUCUGAUAUAGCCCGUGGCCUCACUGUUAAAACCCCACCAUUCAUCGAUCGAACCAUUCUUCGUGGCAGAGUCCCACCCAACCCUACCUUCCAUCAUGUCGAAUAUGAUCCAUUCCCUACCAUCAACACCCCUUUCCAAAACCCCAUUCGCCAGUCAGGUUCUAGAGACAUUUCUGUAGCCAACCUUAAGAUCCCACGUGAUUUACUUAACACUUUGAAAGCUAUGGCGAAGAAUGAUACUGCAAGCAAGACCGAGUACAGCACUUACGUGAUCCUUACCGCACAUAUAUGGCGUUGUGCAUGCAAAGCGCGAGGCUUGUCUUAUGAUCAAGCAACCAAGAUAAACAUAUCCACCAAUGGCAGGAAUAGAUUGCGUCCUCCAAUUCCACCUGGCUAUUUUGGAAAUGUAAUCUUCCAAGCUACACCCAUUGCUCUCUCUGGUGACCUCUCAUCGGAGCGAUUGGCUCACAUAGCGGAGAGAAUUCACAAAGCAAUAAAACGAAUGGAUGACGAGUAUUUGAGAUCAGCUGUUGACUACUUGGAAAAAGUAGAUGACUUGACUACUGUCAUGAGAAGCUCCGAAACUUAUAGGAGCCCAAACCUCAACAUUGUUAGUUGGGUGCGUUUUCCCUUUUACGACGCUGAUUUUGGAUGGGGCAAGCCAGUGUAUAUGCGGCCUGCGUUUGCGUUUGAAGGAAAAGGAUACAUUCUACCAAGCCCAACAAAUGAUGGAACCUUGUCGUUGACCAUUUGCUUAGAGACGGAUCACUUAGAAUCCUUCCAAAAGUUAUUUUAUGAGUACCAUAAACGAAGCUGCCUGUAAUGUUCGUGAUGAAUUAUUCAACUGGCUGAUGGUUCAAGACUCAAGAAUUUUCAUGAAUUGUUUUCUUAUUGGGAGGCUAUGCCCCAUCAGGGGAACUUUUCCUGUACCAAUAAAUUCAUAAAUUCUUAAGUUCCAAGCUCAGCUUUUCUAGAUUUGUAUCAAUACCAAUAAAAUUUAUGGGUGCUGAUGAUGAUGAUGGAAUUUUAUUUGUAUU
Molecule: messenger RNA, 1750 nt
Organism: Populus euphratica (Euphrates poplar)
Lineage: Eukaryota; Viridiplantae; Streptophyta; Magnoliopsida; Malpighiales; Salicaceae
Product: shikimate O-hydroxycinnamoyltransferase-like
Exons: 3
Coding region: 214-1536 (440 amino acids)
Molecular function (GO): acyltransferase activity, transferring groups other than amino-acyl groups
Source: RefSeq, a predicted model, not a curated record